Molecule: messenger RNA, 819 nt
Organism: Arctia plantaginis
Lineage: Eukaryota; Metazoa; Arthropoda; Insecta; Lepidoptera; Erebidae
Source: the annotation of a GenBank genome assembly
AUGGAUGCCACAAAUCUUGGGUCAGGUGAUAAUAGUAUAGAUCAGGACGUCUCAGUAAAAUAUAUGGAGCAUGAGAAAUCAGAUGAAAAUGAAUUAACAUCGAUGAAAUGUGAAAAUCCACAAGAAGAUGACACAAAUACCAAUAUAGUACUAAAUGAAGUUACGCCACAGGUGAUUGACGACAAUGAAGCCAAAUUAAAAGACAGAAUCGCUCAGUGUAGAAAUAUAAUUGAAUCUCUCAAAAUCGAAUUAAAUGAAGAGAAAUCCAAAUUGGAAAAACAAAAUAGAAGUACUCAGCAACGGUUUAUUGAAGCUCCUGUGAAAUCUUCUACAAGUCAUUAUGUUCCUACUUCUAAUUCGUUCCUAGAAGAAAUGUCAUUUACUACUGGUAUGUACAGCGAUAGUGUUGACAGUAAACUUAACUGUGAUGAAAAUUUAAUAGAAUAUGAAAAACAACUUCAGAAGUAUCAGAAUACUCUGAACAUGGCCCAAAUCGAGAAGAAAAAUGCAAUUAGAAAACAAAUGUUAGCUAAAGCUUAUAAACUGAAACUGCUUGAAGUUGAAAAUCAAUGCAAUAUUGAGUUGCUUAGGGUUAAACAAAGCUUACAAUGCUUAGAACCCUUACAAAUGAUAGCAAGUAAAUGGAAAUCGGGGACUGAUAAUGCAAAUGACGUCAACAGUUACGAGUUAAUUCCAAGAUACCCAGAGCUUAGUGCCACUUCAGGAUGUGAUAUCAAUAGUUGUUUAACUGCUUUAGAUAUCAAAACACCCUUCGAAACUGAAGCAGUCGCUAAGGAUGACAGUGUGUCUCCAGAUUAA